GAACCAGAGAACGACACGCGCGGGGCCGAGAAGGAGAAUCGAGGUUCCGCGCGGGCGGGGACGAGAAGCAGCGCUCGGGCACGCGGGGACGGCGGCCGGCGCGGGCGGGCGCGGCCUUUGUCUCCUCCUCAGGCGCGCUCGGUGGCUGCCCCGGCCCCAUGAGCCCGCGGCCCCCCGGCGCCUGGGCCGCCCGCAGCCCCUGACCUGACCUGCCCUCGCAAUGGCGGAAGCUACCUCCGGCGCUGGGGGCACGUCCCUGGAGGGCGAGCGUGGCAAGAGGCCCCCGCCGGAGGGCGAGCCUGCAGCCCCGGCGUCCGGAGUUCUGGAUAAGCUUUUUGGGAAGCGGCUCCUGCAGGUGGGUCGGUAUCUGGUGUCUCACAAAGCAUGGAUGAAGACGGUGCCCACGGAGAACUGUGACGUGUUGAUGACCUUCCCAGAUACGACCGAUGACCACACGCUGCUAUGGCUGCUGAACCACAUCCGCGUGGGUAUCCCUGAGCUCAUCGUGCAAGUCCGCCACCAUCGCCACACACGCGCCUACGCUUUCUUCGUCACCGCCACAUACGAGAGCCUACUCAGAGGGGCCGACGAGCUGGGUCUGCGCAAAGCAGUGAAGGCCGAGUUUGGCGGGGGCACCCGCGGCUUCUCCUGCGAGGAGGACUUCAUCUACGAGAAUGUGGAGAGUGAGCUGCGCUUCUUCACCUCCCAGGAGCGCCAGAGCAUCAUCCGCUUCUGGCUGCAGAACCUUCGUGCCAAGCAGGGCGAGGCACUGCACAAUGUGCGCUUUCUGGAGGACCAGCCAAUCAUCCCUGAACUGGCGGCCCGCGGGAUCAUCCAGCAGGUGUUCCCAGUCCACGAGCAGCGCAUCCUGAACCGUCUCAUGAAGUCAUGGGUGCAGGCUGUGUGUGAAAACCAGCCUCUAGAUGAGAUCUGCGACUACUUUGGUGUGAAGAUUGCCAUGUACUUUGCCUGGUUGGGUUUCUACACAUCGGCAAUGGUGUACCCGGCGGUCUUCGGCUCAGUCCUGUACACAUUCACAGAGGCUGAUCAGACAAGCCGGGAUGUGUCCUGCGUGGUCUUUGCCCUCUUCAACGUGGUCUGGUCAACGCUGUUCUUGGAGGAGUGGAAACGGAGGGGGGCCGAGCUGGCCUACAAGUGGGGAACACUGGACUCACCCGGGGAAGCUGUGGAGGAGCCACGACCCCAGUUCAGGGGCGUGCGGCGCAUCAGCCCUGUGACUCAGGCAGAGGAGUUCUACUACCCGCCCUGGAAGCGGCUGCUCUUCCAAAUGCUCGUGAGUCUCCCCUUGUGCCUCACCUGCCUAGCCUGCGUGUUCCUGCUCAUGCUCGGCUGCUUCCAGCUCCAGGAGCUGGUGCUGAGCGUGAAGGGGCUGCCCCGUCUUGCCCGCUUCCUGCCGAAAGUCAUGUUGGCCCUGCUGGUCAGCGCAAGCGCCGAGGGCUAUAAGAAGCUGGCUGUCUGGCUCAACGACAUGGAGAACUAUCGGCUGGAGAGUGCCUAUGAGAAGCACCUCAUCAUCAAGGUCGUCCUGUUCCAGUUCGUCAACUCAUACCUGAGCCUCUUCUACAUUGGCUUCUACCUCAAGGACAUGGAACGCCUGAAAGAGCUCCUGAUCGUCUUGUCCCUGUCCCAGAGCCUCGAGCGGCAGCUUUGGGCGGUGCUGGUCCCGCUCGUGGCCCUGCGGUUCCGCCUGCUCCUCCUCUCCCUCCAGGGCCUCCUUCUUGAGGCCCGGGCCAAAAUGCUGGCCACACUGCUGAUCACCCGCCAGUUCCUCCAGAAUGUUCGAGAGGUUCUGCAGCCCCACCUGUAUCGGCGGCUGGGCCGAGGAGAGCUUGGCCUGCGGGCGGCCUGGGAGCUGGCCCGUGCCCUGCUUGGCCUCCUGAGCCUCCGGCGCCCCACACGCGGCCACCUCGAACCCCCGGCUGAAGAGGGUGGCGGUGGCAGCAGCAGUGGGGGGGGCCGCAGGUGUCUCAGUGGGGGCUGCGGGGCACCUGAGGAGGAAGAGGAGGCCACGGUGGAGCGGCGGCCGGCAGGGGAAGGGGGAGAGGUGGGGGAUGGGCCCCGGGGGGGCAGAGAGGAGGAGGACGAAGAGGAGGAGGAGGACGACGAAGAGGAGGAGGAGGAGGAGGAGGAAGGCGAGGAGGGUGGCCUCCUGGACUGUGGGCUCCGACUGAAGAAGGUCAGCUUUGCUGAGCGGGGGGCUGGGCGGCGUCGGCCAGGCCCAAGCCAGGAGGCCCUCCUGGAGGAGGGGAGCCCCACCAUGGUGGAGAAGGGGUUGGAACCAGGUGUGUUCACACUGGCCGAGGAGGACGAUGAGGCCGAGGGGGCUCCCAGCAGCCCCGAACGGGAACCUCCCCCAGCUGUCCUGCUCCGCCGGGCCGGAGGUGAGGGCCGAGACCAGGGGCCAGAUGGGGGCCUGGACCCAGAGCCAGGCUCAGGCGACUCAGCCCGGAAGCAGCGGCGGCAGAACCGGUCAUCUUGGAUCGACCCACCAGAAGAGGAACACUCCUCUCAGCUCACCCAGGCGGAGCUCGAGAGCUGCAUGAAGAAAUAUGAGGACACGUUCCAGGACUACCAGGAGAUGUUCGUGCAGUUUGGCUAUGUCGUGCUCUUCUCGUCCGCCUUCCCCCUGGCUGCCCUCUGCGCCCUCAUCAACAACCUCAUCGAGAUCCGCAGUGACGCCCUCAAGCUGUGCACGGGGCUACAGCGGCCCUUUGGGCAGCGGGUGGAAAGCAUUGGCCAGUGGCAGAAGGUGAUGGAGGUCAUGGGCGUCCUGGCAAUCGUGGUCAAUUGCUAUCUAAUUGGCCAGUGUGGGCAGCUGCAGCGCCUCUUCCCCUGGCUCAGUCCCGAGGCAGCCAUCGUGUCCGUGGUGGUGCUCGAGCACUUCGCUCUGCUCCUCAAGUACCUCAUCCAUGUGGCCAUCCCCGACAUCCCGGGCUGGGUGGCUGAGGAGAUGGCCAAGCUGGAGUACCAGCGCCGGGAGGCCUUCAAGGAGAGCCCUGGUGUGGGCCCAGGCCUGGGUGGGCACCUGCUCACACACUCACUCCUCCCAGUGCCCGUAAUGGCUCCAUUCUGCCACCAGAGACAUGAGCGCCAGGCCCAGCACCGCUACCAACAACAGCAGCGGCGGAGGCGGGAGGAGGAGGAGCGACAGCGCCACGCGGAACACCACGCCCGGAGGGAGCGAGACGCCAGUGGCCGAGAGGAGGCUCGGGCCGAGGGCUCUGGGUUGGACCCUGCUGCCCCGGAGAAAACCUCGGCCAAGGCCAAGGGCAGUGGGGCAGGUGGCCACGGGCCGGAGCGACCCAAGCGCCCGGGGUCCCUGCUGGCACCCAACAACGUCAUGAAGCUGAAGCAGAUCAUCCCGCUGCAGGGCAAGUUCCUGUCAUCCGGGGCCUCGUCCUCCUCGCCGGCCGGCCCGGGGGCCAACCUCACCACCCGGCCAACCCCUGCCCAGUCGCCCACUGGCAGUGACACCCGCCUGCCAGCCUUCCUUAGCUUCAAAUUCCUCAAGUCACCUGAGACCCGGCGGGACCCAGAGCGUAGCCACUCUCCACCCAAGGCCUUCCACGCCGGCAAGCUUUUCCCCUUCGGCGGGGCCCGGGCAGAGGCCGGGUCCAACGGGGCGGGCGGGCAGGCCCGGCAGGACGGGACCCUCGGCGGUGGCGGUUGCCGAGCCCAGCGGAGUGGGCUGGCGGACGAGGCUGCAGCUGAGGAGCCGGACACACCCCGGCCCGAAGAGGAAGGCUCAGGGACAGCGCUGGCCCCCGUGGGCGCCCCGGCCCUCCGCACCCGCCGCAGCCGGAGCCCUGCGCCGCCGCCACCGCCGCCAACACCGCUGCCUCGGCCCCCGACGCCCCCCGCGGGCUGCUGGCAGUGGGACGGGCCGUGGGGCUGCGGGGGCGAGGGGGCCGCCCCCCGCCAGGCUCCUGCUGCCAACGACUGCCCGCCCUGCGCCCUCGCCGGGCCCCCGCCUGCCCCCCAGCCCCUGCCGGGGGACGCCAGCUUCUACAGCCUCCCGCUGCCGCCGCUGCCUCCCACCUCCGAGCCCCCCCAGCCCCCGAUGCCCUCACCCAGCCCCAGCUCCAGUCCCAGUCCUCAGGCCGUAUGCUGGCCCAGCGGCUGGCAUUAGCUCCGCCCGCCCUGCCUUCCUGUUUUCAUAUGCAAUAUCAAUCACAGACGGGGCGGCGGCCGCCACCCAGAAAACACUUGGGCCGGGCCCGAUGUACCCCAGUAUUGGCUGCCCCCUCCUGGGGCACGGCCGGGGGCCUGGGGCCCCUCUAUCUGCCGUUUUCCUUUCGACCAGGAUGGGGGGGAAACAAAACCCCCAAAAAACAACAGAAAACACACAGAAUAGGCGAUUAUUUAUUUGUUUUUAAUUUAUUUUGUCAUAUUUUUGUAAAACGGCAGAAAUGCAAUAAAAAGUAUAUUUCAACAGUG
Molecule: messenger RNA, 4458 nt
Organism: Cervus elaphus (red deer)
Lineage: Eukaryota; Metazoa; Chordata; Mammalia; Artiodactyla; Cervidae
Gene: ANO8
Product: anoctamin 8
Exons: 19
Coding region: 221-4150 (1309 amino acids)
Biological process (GO): chloride transmembrane transport
Cellular component (GO): plasma membrane
Molecular function (GO): chloride channel activity
Source: RefSeq, a predicted model, not a curated record